UCCAACUCAAAACCACACUACAAUGCUACUCGUCUAUCGUAUUGGCUUGGAUCCAACAUUCUACACUUCGCAUGACUUCAUUCUGCACCACCCAUUAAAUAACUUGAUUGAAAUUUGAACAAAAGAAAAAGAAAAUGGCUGCAGCCACCUGCCUGCAACAUGUGGGUACACCACCGUCAGUCAAUCUCCAGCAGAAGCAGCAUCACCACCAGCCGACAAAGCAAAAAACAGUGAUGAUGGGGCUUGGAACCGGAUGGUCUUCUUUGAAAUGUAAAAAUGGAAGACGAGUGGGUGGGGUAGUGAGGUGUAGUGGGAUAGGAAUAGAGGACUUCAUAGGAGGGGAUUUGGUCAAGUUUGAUUUAGGACGUUGGCUAUCAGAUGUGGAAGAGCACAAGGCCCUUGCCAUUUACACUCCUCAUGAAGGAGGCUAUGAGGGCCGUUACUUUACUCGACUCAGGUACCAAGGCUACUACUUCCUAGACCUCACUGCUCGUGGCCUUGGUGAUCCUGAGACAACUCUUACCAAGAUUCACCCUGUUUGCCCUGCACAUCUUGGGAAGCAGCCCAUUGCAAGGUGGUACUUUCCACCAGAAGUUGAUUACCGACUAGCUGCUCUGCCCCCAGAUGCCAAAGGACUUAUCGUCUGGAUAAUUGAAGCCAAGGUUCUGUCAAAGGCUGAACUGCAGUUUCUGGCAUUGCUUCCCUCGCUUCGGCCUAAAGUCAGGGUCAUUGCUGAAUGCGGAAACUGGAGAAAAUUCAUGUGGAAGCCACUCAAGGAGAUUGCAGGACUUACCACGCAAAUGAAGCUUGAGUAAUUACUUCAAAGGGACCAGAGAGGGACAUCCAAACAGUAUCAACCCUGUGCAUCAGUUCUGAUCUUGCACUUUACCUCAAAGGCUUCGCUGCAAUUACGGAGGAGACAAUGUUGAUAAAAUUGACUUCCAUCAACCAUACUUGUCCCACAAAUUUCAGAAUAUUUAUAUUGACUAUACCAAAUGUCAAUAUAUAACUAUGUUAGAUCCAAUAAAAAUCAACCAUGAUUAUUUGAUUCA
Molecule: messenger RNA, 1052 nt
Organism: Manihot esculenta (cassava)
Lineage: Eukaryota; Viridiplantae; Streptophyta; Magnoliopsida; Malpighiales; Euphorbiaceae
Product: NAD(P)H-quinone oxidoreductase subunit N, chloroplastic
Exons: 4
Coding region: 135-815 (226 amino acids)
Cellular component (GO): membrane
Molecular function (GO): oxidoreductase activity, acting on NAD(P)H, quinone or similar compound as acceptor
Source: RefSeq, a predicted model, not a curated record